AUGGUCAAGGCCUUAUCAUUCAAGGGUGAUCCAAAGACCAAGAAGCGAAAACGCGUCGAUACAGCCGCCAAAUUCGGCGAGCCAUCUACGGAGCUCACAACCGAUGCGGCGGGUCCUGUCGAGGACCAGGCAUCAGAUGAUAGCUGGGUUAGCGCCGAAGCUAUCACAGACAUUGAAGGGCCGAUUGUCUUCGUCUUGCCCUCAGAACCUCCUACAUGCAUAGCAUGCGAUACCAAUGGCCAGGUGUUUGCCAGUCCGUUGGAGAAUAUUAUAGAUGGUGACCCAAGCACCGCCGAACCGCAUGACGUGAGGCAAGUAUGGGUUGCCAGUCGCGUCGCUGGCACAGAGAACUUCAGCUUCAAGGGGCAUCAUGGGAGAUACCUCAGCUGCGACAAACUUGGCAUACUCACCGCUCAAACCGAAGCUGUCUCGCCCCUUGAAUCCUUCCUCACAUUUCCUACCUCUUCAACACCCGAGACAUUCCAAAUCCAGAACCUACGUGACCAAUAUAUCACCAUAGCUGCUCCAGCCAAGAACUCAGCAGUUCCCCAGCUGCGCGGCGACGCGGCCGAUGUGAGCUUCAACACCACCCUGAGGAUACGCAUGCAGGCUCGUUUCAAGCCAAAGUUAAAGAGGGGCAAGGAAGACAAGGCCAGGGAGAAGAUCAGCCGAAAGGAACUGGAAGAGGCCGUGGGGAGGAAGCUUGAGGAUGAUGAGGUUCGAAAGCUCAAGAGGGCGAGGAGAGAAGGCAAUUACCAUGAGGCGUUGCUCGAUGUGAAGGUGAAAAGCAAGCAUGAUAAGUACAGCUGA
This is a messenger RNA of Pseudogymnoascus destructans, 810 nucleotides long. RefSeq lists its product as uncharacterized. The transcript has 2 exons. The record is from RefSeq and is a predicted model, not a curated record. Lineage: Eukaryota; Fungi; Ascomycota; Leotiomycetes; Thelebolales; Thelebolaceae. Bases 1 to 810 code for a protein of 269 amino acids. Gene Ontology annotation, molecular function: actin filament binding. Gene Ontology annotation, cellular component: catalytic step 2 spliceosome; nucleolus; striated muscle dense body.